Molecule: messenger RNA, 1692 nt
Organism: Chanos chanos (milkfish)
Lineage: Eukaryota; Metazoa; Chordata; Actinopteri; Gonorynchiformes; Chanidae
Gene: shtn2
Product: shootin 2
Exons: 17
Coding region: 1-1692 (563 amino acids)
Biological process (GO): neuron projection morphogenesis; positive regulation of neuron migration
Cellular component (GO): cell leading edge; axonal growth cone; cytoplasm
Source: RefSeq, a predicted model, not a curated record
AUGUGGGACCAUAGCUCAGACGUCAAAAUCUCAGAUUCUGAGGGAGAAAGCACUCUGUCCUCUGAAGAUGAAAGAGACAUUCAGCUUGAGAUUCUGGAGAAAGAGAGGGAUGAAGCCAAUCAAAAGCUAUCCGAGAUUGAGCAAGUUUCUUUUAAGCUGCUUAAGGAACUGGAUGUGCUGGAAACACAGUUUCAGGUUGAGCGAUCCUGCAGAGAAAGUGCAGAGGCUCUGGCCGUGAAGGUCACAAAAGAAAAUAAAGUUUUGAAAAGGAGAAGCCAGGCUCUCUUGCCACUGAUCCCAGAGCUGCCAGAUGACCUGGAUUCUGGUUCUGGUUCUGGCUCUGACCCUUGCCCCGAGGAGGACACUGGGGAAGAUCUGUUGCUGCAGAGUCAAACUCAGAUCAGAGAACUACAGGUCACGGUGGACAAGCUGCUCGAAGAGAAGAUGCAGCUGAACGAACAAGUGGAACAGCUGAAGAAAGAGAAGGGGGAACUCGUAGAUCAGCUUGCUGUGGAGGUUCAGGAGAAGGAGGCUGUUCUUCGGAAGCUGACGAAACAGAACAAAACGGUGAACAAAAUGAAGAGAGUUUCUCAGCUUGUCACAGAGGAGUUUGCAGAGAUGUCACAGAGACUGGAGCUAGAGCAAGGUCUUAGACAGCAUGCAGAAGUUUUUGCCCAUGAGAUGCUAGUGAAGCAGCGGGAGACCCAGAGGCAGAGUAUGAUUCUGGUUCAGAGCGCAGAGACGGGUGCACAGCUUCAGCAGGCGCUGGAGCAGAUCAGCAAUAUCAGCAAAGUUUUGGAAGAGAUCCAACUCUGUCAUCAAAAUCAGAUCAUGCAGUCCCAGACUGUGCUGGAGGAGAGCAAUGCUCUUUCAGAACUCCAGAGCAUCAGAACACAACUGAUGGCCGGUGAGGAAGAGAAAGGAAGACUGAAAACCCUCCUCAGAGAAACGGAAAAUACUGCCGCAGCACUGCAAGAGGAAGUCAAGCAGCUCCAGGAUAGGCUGAAACAGCUGACAGAAGUUCAGCCUAGAGAAAUUGAGCAAUCAGAAGAGGGAAGUUCGGUUUGUCCUUCUCCUCAACCGCCUCCACCUGCUCCCCCACCCCCACCCCCACCCCCUCCACCCACUGCUGCUGUUGACCCACUGAAAGCCUUGAGGAACAGAAAAAAGGAUGCAACCAGCAGUACUGACUCAAACAAAGAGCCCCCCAGCGUGAAUAUGAAAGCCAGGGCGGUGGAUGAGAUGAUGGAGAGAAUCAAAAAAGGGAUUGUCCUCAAACCCGUCCAGAGACCAGCGCAGGUUGGCUCAGAUGACGAUAGUGGAUGGAAGGACCCAAGAAGCGAGAAGAGGAAAUCUGCUGUGCUUGAAUUACAAGGAAUGCUGGACUCCAUGAAGAGGCAGAGCCAUAGGAGAGCAGGAUCCCGAAAAAGGAUCAGUCGGCACGUAGGGGACGCAGAGCUGCAGCUGGUGCUGCAGAGAAGGAGGAGAGCCAUGGGGGAUGAGCAGGGGUCUCUGCCUCCUGCACCCCAAACACAGAAUCCACCAGUCACGGAUUCGGCCGCAAGCACAGUACCCUGGGCAGGAGACAGUAGCAAUUCCCCAGUGCUUCGCAGACUGAAACAGAACCGGGAGAAAAGGAAUUCCCAGAUCAGGGCCUCUGCGUGCAUUAUCCGAGAGGAAAAGAUUGAAUAG